This is a messenger RNA of Leptopilina heterotoma, 1866 nucleotides long. RefSeq names its product short stature homeobox protein 2-like. Gene Ontology annotation, biological process: regulation of transcription by RNA polymerase II. The transcript has 4 exons. Lineage: Eukaryota; Metazoa; Arthropoda; Insecta; Hymenoptera; Figitidae. Gene Ontology annotation, molecular function: sequence-specific double-stranded DNA binding; DNA-binding transcription factor activity, RNA polymerase II-specific. The record is from RefSeq and is a predicted model, not a curated record. Bases 402 to 1523 code for a protein of 373 amino acids. Gene Ontology annotation, cellular component: nucleus.
UACACAAGAGCACAAGGACGACUAGAGUGAGAGUCAGAGUGAGAGAGCUUCUAAAUGCGCAUCGGCGCUUCGCUCAAGUGGAAUGGGAGAAUUUCCCGCGCCAACCGGAAAGGGUGCUUUCACCAUAGGGGUGGAAAUAGCCGAGAUGCUAAUGAGAUAUCGCAGUGUCUCCAGAGGCGUAAGGCGUAUACGAUCGAAUUUUCGGGGUGGCACGGAAACGCCUUCGCCGUUCAACGAUUGGUCGCCGUUUAAAUGGCUGCUGACCCGCCACGCGAGACGCAACGAAUAUCAACCCCCAAAUAGGCGCUACCUGCAAACAACAUUGGACGCCGCGAAAAUUGCAAUUGAGUCGCCGGCCGACGGAUCGUCGCCGCGUGUGUGCCUUUCAAUAUUUUCAAGAUAUGGAGCAGCUCGCCCAGUUUGUUUCGAAAAGUUUCGACGAUAACGCGACACACGAACGGAAGUGCCGCGAUUCAUCCGCCACGACGAUUACAUUGAGUGUUGCCCAUCUCCUUGCAUCGCCGAUUGAUGACGAGGAACCUCACUCUAAACACCAUGGAAAAACAAUGGCAGAUUCCAUAGAGGAAGUAACUAAGGUCAUUGAAGAAAUUAAUGACGUGAAGGAACCACUAUCACCGGAACCGCGUCUAAUACCGGAAGACUUGUCUGUCAAUACGACUAAGACAAAGGAAAAUAGUAAUACGGAACUAACUCUUAAAACACCGGAAUUAAAAUUAUCAGUGAGAAAAUUGCUUGGUUGUAGUCCAUCACCACCACCGAUCACUAGGGAAUUGUCACCGAAAUUGGAAAACGAUUAUAAAACUAAUUUGCCGGCGGAAGGAAAAACUGGCAGUGUUGAGACGAAAAUUUCAACGCAAUUUUCACGACCCUUGGGAGUACAUGAGGACUCUACAAAAGGUGUUAAUUGUCGAGGGAGUGGGACCGGAAACGGAAAACAGAGAAGAUCGAGAACAAAUUUCACUUUGGAACAAUUGGCAGAGUUGGAGAGACUGUUUGACGAAACUCAUUAUCCUGAUGCCUUCAUGAGGGAAGAACUGAGUCAACGAUUAGGAUUAAGUGAAGCUCGAGUUCAAGUCUGGUUUCAAAAUCGUCGGGCAAAAUGUCGAAAACACGAGAGUCAGUUGCACAAAGGAGUUUCGAGUGGAAUGGUUUUGGCACCAAGGAGUCCACCGACGGCAUUGGAACCGUGUAGAGUGGCUCCUUACUUGCCGGCUCUAAGAUUACAUCCUCCAAUGCAGCAGAGUGGUACAAACACAACGGUUUCAGUGACCGCAGGAUCUGCUUUUGAUCCUGCAGUCCUCCAUUAUGCGGCUGCUGGAGGACUCUUUUGCCUUCCGCCACCAACUCAUCCGCACGCUCACACACAUCCCCAUCCUCAUCCCUUGAGUCUAGCAGCAUCUCUAGCCGCAGCUGCUGCCCGCUCUAAAAGUAGCAGUAUCGCUGAAUUAAGACUCAAGGCAAGACGACAUCAGGAGGCUCUCGGAUUGGACAGGCCCGCGUAAGAUUCAGAAAAUUUAAAGAAAAAAUUUAUUCCACCGAAAUUGUCAUUGGACGCUCCAAAGGUAAAUUUUUGUCUUACAAUUGUUAGCCAAAAUCUGAUAUGAACGAAUUAAAUCAGAUCCUUUGUCUCGAUUGGGUUUCUCUAUUGAAUUUUCCUCCCAAAGGAAAUAUUUGUUAAAACGAAAAUACUUUGAUUUCAAUUUAAUGUAAAUUGCAAUUUAUGAUAAUGCUUUUGGAGCAUUCAAAAAAUCUUCACGUAUUUUAGAGGAGUACAAAGUUUAAUGAUUUAAUGUGUAAAAAAGGAUAAGAUGUAAUAUACAACACAAUUGUAAUUUAGAAUUUUAG